Porites evermanni is the source of this 1677-nucleotide messenger RNA. The record is from the annotation of a GenBank genome assembly. Lineage: Eukaryota; Metazoa; Cnidaria; Anthozoa; Scleractinia; Poritidae.
AUGAAAGCUCAAGAUGACAAAAUAAUUCAAACAUUACCAUGGAAUAGUGAAGGUCACACAUCUCAAAGAAGUUCUGUCAGUUCACUAGCACCAGAACACUUCUCUGUAGAGCAGCUCAAUAAACUUGAGAGCAGAUUUACACAUCAAAAGUGGCCAGAUAGAGAAGGGCUUAUUAUCAUUGCUAUGGAAUGUAACUUGCUAGUUGAAGAUGUGGAGGUAUGUCAAGUUCUGCAUCUGUUUAACUCUCUCAUUUUUCUCACUUAAUAGUCCAAAUCAGUCCCAAAUCAAACCAAUUUUCAUAGAAUCAUAGCACUAUUAAUAAAUCUUUGGAUACUUCAGAAGCACGGACACUCAACUAUGCCCCUUUGGAGUUUUUAACAUCAACCUUUGACUGUCCCUGUCUAGCCAGCUUUUCUCAUGGAAUAAAUUCAAGAACCCUCACAGAAAGCCAUUACAUUAUUCAACAAGAUGCAGAUUUAAAAAAUAAUGAUUAAAAAAAUACACGGAUGCAGCUCACUUCAUCGUACCACAGUAUUGUAAAACUACUGUUCAACAAGGUUUGAACAAGACAUACAGCUGUACAAACUUCAAACUUUUAUUGGGAUUAUUGCCUCAAACAUAAAUCCAUGGAAGAGCAUACCAAAAAGAGUGCUCACUAAAAAUAAUAAAAAAUAAUCUCUGAAAACAGUCACGAACAGUCACAAGGAUUCCAUUCAAAGAGUGGCAGAACCACACUACUCAAUAACAAUAAACAUGCACUUAUACAUGUAGCUUCUAACUUUAAAUAAGCUUUUGAAUGAAUUAAUUUUUCCUUUGUCACCAAUAUUUUACAUUUUGUGGGAGAGAAACCAUUUGCUUUAUGAGUCAUUUUAAUAACAUUACAAGCCAUAACUAUUUGGAAAUAUGUCCACCUGCAUGUUAAAGUUUUGGUGAAGACCUCUACUUUAAUACUUUGACAUUUUUAAUCAGUUUACUUCGGGCAUUCUGUCAAUAUCACUUCGUUUAGAUUUAUGCCACUAUACUUACAGGUGAUCAUGUUUUUUCUCCACAUAAUCUUUCUAAUAACUGAUGAUACGUAGUGAUAUUUGGUGACCACACUAAAAAUGGGAAGCUUCACUUGUGCUCCCGAGAGCUCUUAAAUGUGACCAUAACAUAAAACCUUUAUUUUGACAUGACAAAAGUUAAAGCUAAAAAGCUUGUGGGGUCAUGACCAGAAAGCAUCUAGUUUUUCCUUGCAGUAUCAUCGACUGAUCCUUAGAAAGAUCAUACAAAAUAAUAGGGAAUGAUCACCAACCUCUUGAUAUUUUGAAAAUAGUUAUAUUAAUCUGAUGUCAUUCUAGAAAAGUUGAUACACGACUGAAAUUUUCCUCGCUCACAAAAAGAAAAUUAUUAUUGUACAAUGAACUGGAUGAUCAGGGGUAAAGACAGAAAAUUCAUGUUUUCAGUUUACUAUUCAUAGCAAAAAAUCAAUUUUAAAGUACAAGAAAAAAAAAAAAAUAGCAGAAGGACUAUUUACCCUCUAGCUUUAAUUGGUUUCAUGUCAGAUGUUCUAUUGUUUACAUUUGUCAACAGCUUUGGUUUCGCACCAGAAGGGAAAAAUGGUUACAACGAGUGACGGAUGCUAUUACUUUGGCAAAAGAUGCACUAACAGAACACUCUUCAAAUAACUUAAAUUAA